Messenger RNA from Hypoxylon trugodes, 2865 nucleotides. RefSeq names its product MFS general substrate transporter. Lineage: Eukaryota; Fungi; Ascomycota; Sordariomycetes; Xylariales; Hypoxylaceae. The transcript is spliced from 2 exons. The coding region runs from base 1 to 2865 and encodes 954 amino acids. The record is from RefSeq and is a predicted model, not a curated record.
AUGUCGCCAAACAGUUUUCCCAAUCGUGGUCCGGCGGUCUUCGGUGUGACCACUUGGACCCUCGUCCUCGCUAGUUGUAUUGUCCUUGCUAGGCUAUUCUGCCGAACUCGUAUCGUACGAAGCGUUACCUGGGACGAUUAUUUUAUCGUUUGCGCCUGGAUUCUAGCUAUUGCUCUUAGUCUUGCUAUCGAUUUGGGUGCUAGUAAGGGGCUUGGUCGACACGAUGAGAAUGUACCACCUGAAAAUUGGAAUGAGUUGCGGCGUUGUGAAUAUGUCUUCUCGGUCCUAUACAAUCCCGCCUUGAUGGCAACAAAGACCUCCAUUCUGAUAUUCUACCUCCGCCUCUCCAAGAAUACUCAAAAAGUGUUGCGGUUAGCAUCGUGGGCUAUCUUGGUCAUUGUUAACUUGGCCGGCACGGUUCUCACCUUAAUCAAUAUUUUCCAAUGUCGCCCGGUUCAAGCAGCGUUUGAUCCGUAUCCUAAUCCGGCAUACUGCGUCCCGUUGCUUACUGAGUUCAUAUGCUCAGCGCCGGUUAACGUCGUAACAGAUCUAGCGAUCCUUGCUCUGCCGUUACCCGUACUUACUAGCAUGAGGCUACCUCGACGACAGAAAGUUAUCUUGAUAUUUACGUUUGCCUUGGGUAUCUUUGUUACUGUGGUCGAUGUCGUUCGAAUCUACUACCUGGAACAAGCUAUCACUCAGGUUUCCUCAUCGGUUUCAGACACCCCUGCAGCAACUUUCGGAAAUUCACCCCAGUUCGCUUGGAAUGCGUCCCUUUCGCUUAUGUGGUCUGCCGUCGAGGUCAACGUUGGUAUAAUUUGCGCGUGUAUCCCGACGCUAAAGCCGUUGAUUCGCCGCAUCUUACCCGCCAUGUUGGUCGACCCCAACCGGACUCAAACAUAUGAGAAGGACACUUCAACCGACGGGAAUGGUAGCUCCAAUAACGGGCGGCCAGCAACUCCGGGUCUGUUUGGUGAAGACCAUGUUACACCACCAGCUCAAACGCAUGCAGGAGGUAGUCAGGAAAGUCAGGUAUCCGCGAUCGAUUUCCUUACAACACCCGAUAUGGGUAUGAAUGGGCAUCACCCGCCUCCACUCGAUCGAUCACCAACGGUCUUAACGAGCGCUACUGGAACAUAUUCGAUGAUGGAAAACUCGGUUUAUUUCGGGUUUGUGAACAUGCGUCGACCAAAAAGCAUGAUUAGGACCUCCGUUCGCGACUCGUUUAAAUAUUGCACCAUAGUCGUCAUCCUAUUUUUGCUCUGGGGUUUCUCCUACGGUCUCCUGAAUCAGCUCAACAACGCAGUUGCCUCGGUUUCGGGGAUGUCGAUUGCCGAAACCAUAGGGCUCUCUUCAAUUUACUUUGGAGGUGGAUACCUGGUUGGUCCUUUGCUCGUUGGCGAGUGGAUCCUUCGACAUGACGAACAUUCCAGGUCGAAGAGGAAUAAGAACGGCCCAGAUCAGAUUGGCGGUUAUCGAGCGACGUUUAUAGUAGGCCUCUGCUUUUAUGGUAUAGGGACGAUUAUGUUCUGGCCUAGCGCCGUUCUUUCGUCGUUUGCUGGGUUUAUGAUCUGCAACUUCGUCGUCGGGUUCGGCCUCGCGAUCAUCGAGACUGGAGCCAAUCCAUUCAUCGUAUUUUGCGGUCCAAUGGAUUAUGCGGAGAUGAGACUUUGUUUAGCCCAAGGGAUUCAGGCCAUCGCCACAGUUUUGAGCGGGCUUCUAGCUCAGAGAGUCUUCUUUACCGCGCUCGACACCCCUGGUAGCGCAAAUUCGUUAGCGCUGUUAGAUGUCCAAUGGACAUACUUGGCUAUUACACUCCUCUGUGCGGCGCUAGCUCUCUUCUUUUACUAUAUGCCAUUACCGGAGGUUACCGAUGCCGAGAUGGAGAAUUCGACGCGUUAUCUCCCAAUCGACCCUAAAAAGCGCAGCUUUGGUGGCAUGGAGCUUCGAACUUGGUCGUUAGUCCUAGCAGUGCUAGCCCAAUGGACGUAUGUUGCCGGCCAAGAGAGUAUGAGUAUUUUCUUCAAUGAAAUCAUGACUCCGAAGACUCUUGUACAAUCCUCCACGGGCUCUAAUGCCACUACCAAUUCAACCACCCAGACGGCACCGGAAUCAUUAGAGCCCCCACCAGGUCUCACGCUUUCCAUUCCCAACUACCUUCUCAUCGCACAUACCGCUUUCGCGGUUUCACGAUUUCUCGCGGCGUACCUCGCUUAUUUAUCUCCAACACAUCCGAAGGUUCCACAGCCACGCACAAUACUAAGCAUCACCACCGGACUUAGCAUUGUAUGUGGCAUUUUAGUGGCGGCCCUCCGUCCGACUAACCCAAAUUUACUUGCAAUACCGGUAUUGCUAUUUUUCUUUUUUGAGGGUCCUAUGUGGCCUCUUAUUUUUGCACUAGGACUUCGCGGUCAAGGCAAACGUACCAAACGAGCCGCGGCUUGGAUUACUAUGGGGGCUUCUGGGCCAGCUUUCUGGCCAUACGUGAUAUAUGCGAUAUUUGAACGGGGAGGCAAUAUCCAAAUAGCCUUCAUUAUUGUCCCCGCUUUACUCGUUGUAACCGGAUUCUUCUCCCUCUUUUUGGAUUUGAAGCGAGAUGCCCGAGCUCUGGUUGAUGCCCGUGUUGGCGCCGAGGAUCAAUCUAAAAUUCAGGAUCGUGCUAACCGGGACGUGGACCUCGACGCUAUCCUUGCGGCGCGACGUAGGGCAUCGAUAGCUGGACUUCCACCCGAUGACGAAAAAUCCGGUUUCCUCAAACGACUAUCGAUCGCAUUGAGUAAAGGGAGCACCGCACUUCCUGCACGAAGAAGCUCCGACCAAACGGUCAAUGAGCAUCGUGAGGCGAACGCUGCCAGUCCUGGAUGA